AUGGCACGAUUACGAGGCGCGCACUCUGUUAGCCGGAGAAGUUCUCCCAUUUCACCCCAGAGACCAUCAUCUUCCUCAGCCAUCAACACACAACCGACAUCAGGCCAACUGCCCCCUCGCGCACGAAGCCAUGACAUCCCGGACACCCGCCAACCGUUGCAGCAUGUUGUGCAGGGGCUGAGUGCAGUGAGCGAAGAAGCGGACUUUCAGCAGGGAACUCCCGAUGAUUCUGAGUCUAUCCAGUUUGCCUCGGACACGUCACGGAACACUGAAGACGACCUGAAAGACCUCGACCGAGAUGCUAUCAUUGAUGUGCUUGGCGACCUCUACAACGACUCUAACAAUGUCUUCGGCCUUUUCGACACCCUCGAUGAGGGUCCCCUCCGCAGCUACUGUGACGCCUUGUGGAAGCCAAAUUCUGCCCAAAGACUACGGUUUCGUCGUCGCGAGGUCCAAUUUCUAGCAGGUCUGGAGACCUAUGGCACCAGCGACUACAUCAUUCCCGAGCUUAUUGUCUUGAAGAUUGCAGACAAGGUCAAUAUCCAUGACGUGUCAACGGGCCCGGCUCUACAGGCGCUUCCUAUCAUUUAUACUGCAAAUCUCUCAUCCGCGAUUCUCCAUGUGUUUAGCCUAUUGCCAGACAAUCAAGCUACAUUCACACAACUCAUAUACAACGACAUGUGCCACGAGGACGAUGAUACUGACGAACGUGUUCCAUCCGUGUUUGCAGGUCCAAAGCACUAUCCACUAAGUCCGAAAUUAACGGAAGAUCUUGUCGACCUAGGUGUCGAUAUUGUCACUCAGGUAUUCAUCCAAGAAGCUGAGGAGAAUCUCGCCUCAGAAUCCUACUUUGACCCGGACAAGUUGGCCAAGAAGGUGUUCUGGGACGAGCACGAGCAGUAUCAGGGCUAUUCAUCGACGAAAACACGGCCGAGAGCCAUUCAACGCCUCAAGUUGGUAAGGAAGUACUUCCGGACUGAUUCGCAAGAGCCACUUGAUCUCGAUGGACUCAAGAAAGAGUUUCCAUGGCCUGAGUUUGCUCUAAAAGUAUUAAAAUGGUCGCUGGCGCGCAAGGCCGAGUUAGUCCUUUCGAUCAAGAAACUGGGUGGUAUCGACUCGAUCAUUGACACUAUCAAGUCGAUCGACACCAUUGACGAUGAGAAUGCAAAGAAUUCAACCCGUAUGCCGGAGACGACAUCGGCGGAUCAUAUUGCUGCCGCAACCCAGCAGAGACCACCCGGAAUCACGAUGAAACGGCGAAGACCAGCGACAGAUGCCGCCAGAUUAAGAGAGUUGCGAGAGAGACUGUCCACCAGCAUCUCUGAUGAUGACAUCGAGGAAGCGGACAACACUCCACGACAGACAACAAUUAAGCCUCAGUCCAUCCAUCAACGAGAAAUUCCACAAUCCCCGUCACAAGAAGAGGAUGAGGCGCAAGAUGAGGCCGAUGGUAUGGUGCAUGAGACAAUAGAGGUUAUCGAAGAAGCUGUACACCUUGACGAAGAUAUUGAUGACAAUGUCUCGCACGGUUUUCAACACGAGGUCGAGGAUCCCCGUCGAUCUGACCGACUCUCUGAAGACCCCGUACAGGAACUCCAAUCGACGCAGCAGACGCACAUAGUCAUGUCCGCCCUCUUGCGCCAAAAAGAGCAACUUAACCCGGAGAAUGCAAGACAACAUGAAAAUGUUCACCCCACUAAGCCGCAGAAACGAUCUUUCCUUGAUCGACAGCCCAACGCUCACAAGGUCAAUUUCACCGAAGCGUCAGACGACGAAGACACCACCAGCACACCAAAAUUGACCAAACGGCGCCCACCACCUGCUGAAUCUGAAUCCGGGUCUGAAGAGGAGGAAGAGGAGUUCGAAAUCGAUACACGGCCACCUCCAAAGAAGGUUCGAUCUGACAGACCUCAGGGACGUCAGCUUCCCAGGAGUAGGUCUUCGCAGCCACUGGCUGAUGAUGAAAAGACCCCUGCUUCAGCAUCCCAGCGUAGGCCAACAGCAGCAACCGAUGCGCGAGGCCAACGAACAUCACAACGUGCCCCUUCUUCAAACUUGAGCGUCGUCGUGCCCAGUAGAACUGCCGUUCGCGGUGUGGCAAGUACGCAAGCGCAACCUGCGGCCUCACACUCGAGUACUCACCCACCACGGCAAAGCAUCAGUGUCGAGAUUAAAAAACACGGAACCUCCCACAACACAAAUGCGGCUCCUUCUUCUUCCAGUGCACCUCCUCCCCAGCAGCCACGCGUAGCUUCUCGCUCACGUCGCGAGACGUCGUCGCCCCCCGUUCCCGACGUCCGCACCGUCAACGCCGAAGCCAAACGCAAUGCCCAACUAAGCCGGGCACUCCGCGGCGGUUCCGCCGUCCAAGUCCGCAAAGGCUGGACGGAAGCCGAGACUCAUCGCCUCAUUGAAUUGAUCGAACUGGUCAACGGGCCCUCUUGGGUGCAGAUCCAGGAGGAGGACUUCGCACACGCCGAUGGACCGGAACUCCACAAUAGAGAUCAAAUCGCAUUGAAGGACAAAGCGAGGAACCUGAAGAUGGAUUUUCUCAAGUAUGUACCGCUUCCGUGCACUCCUCUCUCUUUCUUGUUCUGUUUCGCUGCAACUCACGCAUCUUUUGCUCUCUUCUCCGCUCUUCCCAAAUCCUCAAAGUCAAAGUUUCAUGAUAUGGUCAAUACUAACCGUCUCAAUUUUAGAGCACGCCGGCGUCUACCUGUCGGAUUCGAAAAAGUAAGCAUAGGUAAUCGCAUGGUCAGCAAGCUGCGUGAGCUUGGUAUCGACUACGUCGAGGGAAGAUUCGAAGGCACCUACAACGAGAUGGACCAAUAG
Exophiala spinifera is the source of this 2832-nucleotide messenger RNA. RefSeq lists its product as uncharacterized. NCBI's taxonomy places the organism in Eukaryota, Fungi, Ascomycota, Eurotiomycetes, Chaetothyriales, Herpotrichiellaceae. Bases 1 to 2832 code for a protein of 943 amino acids. The record is from RefSeq and is a predicted model, not a curated record. The transcript has a single exon.